AUUUCUUCGAUCGUGUAAUCUCGGAUUAACUGUGUCGCGUGAAAAAAAAAAAGAGAGAUCGUAAAAAAAACUUAAACAUUUAUCGUUCCAUUUUUACGCGAUCGUGGUAGAUUAGAAAUAUAAGAGGGAAAGGAGAGACGUUUCCAUUCCGCGGGCUGAUCGUGCACCGAGAGAAUCCGUGUCAUAGCUCAAGGAAAAAAUACUUAGCGCUGCAAGAAAGAUAUAUUAGAAGGAUUAUAGCAUAGAGAGCGGAAUCGAAAGUGAUAGAAUGCGUAAUCUAAGCACGCAGAAGAUAUUAAAAGACGAGGAAUGCUUCGAGAUAAUACGGAAGAAGCUUCACAAAGAUUCGAUGGAGGAUUUCUCGUUGAUCACUUACGAGAUGGUGCCCAUAGACGAGGUGAACGGGUUCAUGGGCCAAUAUUUCACGUUGAAGGCAACCGUCGCUUCACCCCAAUCGCCACUCGAGACGAAGAACAUCAACUUCUUCACGAAAUUGCCACCACCGAUGACCAGUCCCCUGUACGAUUUUAUUCAAAAUUACGGCGCCUUCAAGAAGGAGGUCGCCCUCUACACCACGGUCUUCCCGGAGGUAUUGGACGGCCCGGACAAGAGGUGCAUCCCAGAGUGUUUCCUUGGCCUGGAGGACGACGUGAUCGUGCUGGAAGAUAUGGCACAUUACGGUUACGAGAUGACCGACAAGUUCAAACCGUUCGAUUUCGAGCACUGCAAGAUUUUGAUGAGAACGUUGGCGAGAUUCCACGCGAAAUCGUUGAUCUUCGAGGAAUUGUAUCAGAGGAGUCUGCACGACAAAUACUCUCACUGCAUGCAGGAAACGCUGUGGCCUCUGAAGGAUGGCCGUGCCAAGGCCACGUUCGACGCCGCCGUAAAAGGUAUCGUUUCAUUGAUAGGCUUGAUGCCGGAGCUGGACGAGGAGCAGCGGAAAACGUUCAGCAAGAAGGUUAAUGACUUGUGCGCCGAUCACACCAACAAAUUGUUGCCGUCUAUGAAGCACAAAAACGUAUUAUGCCAUGGCGACCUAUGGGCAAAUAACAUUUUGUUCAAGUACGACGUUGACGAGAAACCUGUGGAAUGUUGCCUUAUCGAUUUUCAACUUGCCAGAUACAAUCCACCAGCUCACGACAUUCUUUGUUUCCUCCAAUUCACAACGACGCGGCAACUGCGCGAGAAACACAGCAAAGAGUUGUUCAAGAUUUAUCACGAAUCAAUGGCCGAGGCUCUGGAGGAAGCUGGUUUGGACAUUUCCAUCGUUUUCCCGUGGGACGAGUUCUUAGAAUCGAUCGAGGAUUUGCGUGUGAUGUGCAUCGUUCACGGUGUGUUGAACAUACCGAUCAUGUUGUUGGAGUCCGCGGCUGUCAACAAGUAUUUCUUAAACGAGCCAGAACUUCUGGAAAACAUUCUCUACGUGGACAGAACACCUUUGCUUUGCGAACAAAUGAAACGCGUACCCCAAUACCGUGACAGAAUAACGGAUACUCUGCUAGAAUUAUACGAUCAUGUUGCCGGUUAAAGAGAUCGAUCGAAUCGAAUCGAUACAAAUGGAAAAUUAUAGAAAAUCUUUUAUCACUGUAGAAUAUCAGAGAUCACGCAUCAACACUAGUCGCUAACUUGGAAAGUAAGCGGCGAGAAUAGGAAGAGAAAAGUGCAUAAAACACCGAGGAAAUAACACGAUUGAUACAAAUAAUACAAUGUGUCGACGAAUCAUAUUCCAUUCGAAGAAUGUAGUAUCGUCGACACUAAUUGUUUAUUUAUUUUCGGUGUUUAAAGCGGUAGAAAUAUGAUCACGAUGGUUUCUAUCUGGCUUUUUAUAGUUUCUAUCUCGACGUUUAGAUUAAUUUUUUUUUUAUAUCUUUCCAUUGUUUUAUUUAUAAUCAAGCGAGAAAACAUUACACGAACGAUUGUUUGUUGUUUUUAGAAAAAAAAAAAAAUUAGGAAUUGUUUAUUAGAUAUUUAUUUUGUUUUUGUUGUGACGACGUUUGUUGAAAUUGUUUUGUAUAUUUCGAUGUUUUGUACAUGCAUUUAGUCGUUAAUAUUCGUUCCGUGAAAAAAUUAUUUUACAAUUAUACGAAUGAUACGUUUG
This is a messenger RNA of Apis florea (little honeybee), 2098 nucleotides long. RefSeq lists its product as uncharacterized. The record is from RefSeq and is a predicted model, not a curated record. NCBI's taxonomy places the organism in Eukaryota, Metazoa, Arthropoda, Insecta, Hymenoptera, Apidae.